This is a messenger RNA of Tachysurus vachellii, 3036 nucleotides long. RefSeq names its product zinc finger DHHC-type palmitoyltransferase 23b (gene zdhhc23b). The transcript is spliced from 5 exons. NCBI's taxonomy places the organism in Eukaryota, Metazoa, Chordata, Actinopteri, Siluriformes, Bagridae. The coding region runs from base 235 to 1521 and encodes 428 amino acids. Gene Ontology annotation, biological process: peptidyl-L-cysteine S-palmitoylation; protein targeting to membrane. Gene Ontology annotation, cellular component: endoplasmic reticulum; Golgi apparatus. Gene Ontology annotation, molecular function: protein-cysteine S-palmitoyltransferase activity. The record is from RefSeq and is a predicted model, not a curated record.
UGAGGUUAUUCGGUACGUUCCUGGUGUAUAUCUGAGCUUAGAGAGAGAGAGAGAGAGAGAUAGAAUCUUAGACAUUCGAUCAUGAAUUCAUUCUUCAAGCCGUGAGAUAUAUCUGGGUCGAAUUAAACCAGAGGUAUGUGGAAUGUUUUCGUGCGUGGAAAGAACAGUGACCUGGCAACCUGACACAGCUGAACGUUGACCUUCUAAGGGUUUUUGGAUGAGCUACCGUCUAUCAUGAAGAAGCGAGCCAAUAAGGCCUCGGAGCUGGACGAUCCUUUGUGCUGCUGUGAGUAUGUGGACCGACAUGGUGGGCAGAGUCACAUGGCAGCGUGCUGCUGUGACUGUGAGGAUCUGGACGAGGCUUGUGACAGGUGGAUGAAGAGAGAAUCCCAAAAGCCGGAUUCGAUAUCUCGAGCGGCAGCCACGGUGACAGAUCGUCUGCGAGUGCCCUGGAUUUCAGGAGCUAAAAAAGUCGACCUAUCCCUGAUCCCACCUCUUAUCCUACUUCCUAUCCUCUUGCACAUUGCUGCUCUUCAUUACCUACUGGGUAUCGUGGUCCUGACGACGCUACCCGGCAUGGUGCUGUGGUAUUACUACUUCACCCACCGCAAGAAAGGACGCACGCUGUUCUUCCUCAGCUUGGCAUUGUUCUCCCUCUUCUAUAUGUACUACCUCUUCCUCACCGAGGUUGUGCCAAGAGGCGACGUCACCAACGUACAGCUGGGGAUCAUCACUCUAGGCAUGGUCCUUACACUCACAGCCCUCGUGCACACCAAGAGAGGCCCGGGCUACGUCAAGCCCAGUCCUGCUGACACGCACAGCACAGUGACGUAUUACAGCCUUCCCCCGGACGUAGACCCAGCCUACGAUGACGGCUCACAACAUCAGGUGGUGAUCACCAAUCGGACCGGUCCUGCCGAGCAAGCCGUUGAGUCCAGAGCUGUGGCAGGCGACGAGUUAGUGAAAGACCGCAGCAGGAGUAACUGGUGUCCAUUCUGCAAGCUGGUGCGACCUCCGAGAGCCGGACACUGCAGGAUCUGCUGCGCUUGUGUCCUACGCCUGGACCAUCACUGUGUCUGGAUUAACAGCUGUGUAGGUCAGGCCAACCAUCGCAGCUUCCUACUGACGCUCUUCUUCUUCCUGUUGACCUCACUGUAUGGGAUCAGCUUGGUGCUGCGCAGUGUGUGUCCCACCCAGAGCCUCCUGACCGCCUUGUUCUACUGCCCCGAUGUCUACAGUCAGUCCAGCUCGGCCUUGUGCUUCACCUGUGCUUGGUACAGCAGCAUCGUCACCGGAGGACUGUUUCACCUGCUGAUGCUGCAGCUGAUCAACGUCAGCACCAACGUGACAGAGCGCGAGGCUCGGGUUGCUCUGAGGGACAAAACGGGACGCAGUCUCAUAUGGGGCCUCAUCAUCGACACCGGUGUGUAUUCGCACGGCUUCCGCGCCAACUGGAUCGAAUUCCUCACCAUGGGUGAAACGGUGGAGCCUAAAGCCCUGAAACCUACAGAUCUGGUGUAGACAUUCUGCUGCUCAACAUCUAGGCUUUAAAGAAGUGUGACUUAUCGGAGCUCAUGAAAAGCUGUCAGAUCGGAUUGAAGCGUUACGCACAUGAAGAUACACCACAGUCCCAAGAUUAGGUCUAUUCCUCUGGGUUCAACCGAGUAGCAGAAAGGUUUUAUUUUUAUUUUUGUCCACCAGGUGGCAGCAAUAUAUUAUAUUUCAUCUGGCUAUAACCAAAAUGUCUUAUCAGUCUGGAGAUCAAACUGUUCACCAGAGCCAACAUCUGUGAGUCCAAAGCCAUAUAAAGUACACCAUAAGACCAUAACAUUCAGAGCUGCUGUGUCUCUGUCGUCGCUGCACAGAAUGUAAAGUAGUGUUGUCUAGACAUCGUGUCAUGAUCUAGCUUGAUUUAGUGCCUUGCUGGGACAUGCGAAGGAAAAAAUAAAAGAGACAGCCUACAACGCAGCCCUAUCCGGCUGUAAAACUCCGACGGCAUCACAGUGAAUGUGAAACGACGACCGACAGAUGUUGUGUGCGUGUCUUGUGUUUUUAUAUUGCUCAUAUGCACACGAGUGUUUAAUAUCUGUGUUAAACAAGCAUUGGAAUUGCAGUGUUUAAGAAAUCAGGUAAGAACGAAUACGUGAAGAUUCGUCUCAUUUCAAAGCCUUGUUAAAAACACACUAGCAACAAAAUAAAUAAAUAAAAAUGCAAGCUCAGAGAAGCACACAGGUUCCGUCUGUUUUUACCAAGCAGUGUUUGUUCUAUCUGUGAACCAUGAUGCAUCAGUGAUAAGCUGCUCAGAUUGAUUGUGACACAAAAAAAAAAAAAAGAAAACAUUUCCGAAAGACUGUUUUUUUUCUCUCCAUGAAUUCCAAUAAAGGUUGAGAUUGCGGUGAUUUCUUGUUAGUUGUGUGACCCCAGGCUCCACAUGGCGUCCAGCGGUGAGGCUCGGAAGUCCGGGAGGAUCUCAGACACUUUGUGUCGGAGUCGAUCUCUCCGCUCCUCUCGUCGUCUUUCCUCCUGCAGCAUCUCCGGGAGACGCCGCCAAGCAGAGAAGCAUCUCCUCAACACUCGCCUGAGGUGCACACAACAUUAAGUCAGCUUGUAAAACUCACAAAAAGGCUUGCGUUUCGUCAUGGUAAAUUUGCUGACCUGGCACUGUGCUCAUCAGCCUUUGUCUCUCUGUCCCAGGCAUCCAGUCUCUGUUGGAUUGCGUGAUCCAUCAGAACCUUAAACGCUUUCCUCUGAGUCCGAAUCGUGUAGAAAUGCUCAGCUCGUACCUCUAGUUCAGACUGUAUAUACAUAAACUGAGAAAAGACACAAGGGUUAAUCAGCAUAGAUGUCAGCAUAGUUAACAACUCGACUAUUCACUAAUCUAUUUUUUUUCCCCACUGUACAGUACAUACAACUGUCUAUUAUAUAUGUGUUCAUUUCUUAUCAUUGCCUAUAUGUUUACACUGUGGAGCUCCUGUACUAGAAAAAAUUCCUCGUAUGUGAAAACCUACUCGGCAAUAAAGACCUUUCUGAUUCUGA